Messenger RNA from Mugil cephalus (flathead mullet), 1394 nucleotides. It is a transcript of the gene arpp19b, whose product is annotated as cAMP-regulated phosphoprotein 19b. Gene Ontology annotation, molecular function: protein phosphatase inhibitor activity. The record is from RefSeq and is a predicted model, not a curated record. The coding region runs from base 110 to 448 and encodes 112 amino acids. Lineage: Eukaryota; Metazoa; Chordata; Actinopteri; Mugiliformes; Mugilidae. The transcript is spliced from 3 exons. Gene Ontology annotation, cellular component: cytoplasm.
UCCCAUCUGUGUCUCUGGCAUCGAUUCACCAUCCUGCUUCUGCUACCUUUCAUCCUCCACGGCUAGUACAUCCAGAGCUUAGCGAGCAGAGCGGGGGCUCAUUACAGACAUGUCCGAAGAAGUAGAAGGAACAAGGACUGUGGAAGAACAGCAGGAAAUGGAGGACAAAGUAAUCAGUCCAGAAAAAGCAGAAGAGGCCAAACUGAAGGCCAGGUAUCCAAACCUUGGAGCCAAGCCAGGGGGCUCAGACCUUCUCAGGAAAAGACUUCAGAAAGGGCAAAAGUAUUUUGACUCUGGUGACUACAACAUGGCCAAGGCGAAAAUGAAGAAUAAACAGCUGCCAUCAGCCCCGGCGGAGAAGACCGAGAUCACAGGGGGCCACAUCCCAACACCUCAGGACCUGCCACAGAGAAAGACUUCCAUCAUGGCCAGCAAACUCGCUGGUUGAUGGUUUUAUGUUUACUGUUUUGUCACCAUUCCAGCACCCAGUUCAUACCUACCUGCUGUUUACCUUUGGGUUACCUUUUUUUUUUCCUUUAUAUGUAUUCUCUAAGAACAAGUUACGCACCAAGCCAAAUACUUGAGAUAAAUCCGGUAGUCGUAGUAGUAGUCGUAGUAUCUGAAAAUGUUUCUUAAGAUCUUUAAAAAAAGCAAACAAAAAAAAAACAGUUAUUGAUUUCUUAACACGGUAUCACACUCACAAAUAAAUGUUAAUGUUGUUAUUUUCACUGAACAUUUUCACUUUUAAGGAUACAUGCCUCCAUGCAGCUUGGGGUCAGUUUUUCCAUCACCACAAAGGAAACUUCUUCCUGUUUUAUUGAUGACUGAGGUGAAACAACUUAAGAUUGUAGACGGGAAACAUUUCAUUGGUGUAUGUAUUUGGUAGAAGUGUAAUCUACACGUAUGCCUUUUGUUUUGCAACGGUUUAGGCGCCCAUAUGGAGGCAUGUCUGUUUAAACAGUGAAGAGUGGAGUAAAGCGUGUCUACUUUUGUUCUGUUCAUUUUUCUAAUUGUUGUGUUCCUUCAUCUCUGUGUGACGCUAUUUGAUUCUGUGCUUUCAAAGUACUGAAGUCUAGAUGAUAACACGCUUUGUAGCCAGUUUAAUUCAUACUAGUAACAUUGGUUUGCAAUGACUUGCUGCUGGUCUCAGUCUCAUCCGGACCUCUAAAAAGGCCUUAAAAGUAAUGAACCGUUGUUCCUCUUGAGCAAUAUUUGCUCCCUCAGUGAGAAUCUUAGUUGUGAAUCUUGCCUGAAAUGUCUUUCACUGUCUGACUGGAAUCACUUAGGAUUUUAUCGAAGGGAACUCCCUUGACAUGUCUGGAGUGUGCAUGUGCAUUUACUGUGCAGUCACACGGUGCCAUUUGUUUUUGUAAAUAAAAUAGUUUUGCAUAAUA